This is a messenger RNA of Necator americanus (New World hookworm), 993 nucleotides long. RefSeq lists its product as uncharacterized. NCBI's taxonomy places the organism in Eukaryota, Metazoa, Nematoda, Chromadorea, Rhabditida, Ancylostomatidae. The transcript is spliced from 8 exons. Bases 1 to 993 code for a protein of 330 amino acids. The record is from RefSeq and is a predicted model, not a curated record.
AUGUCAAGAUCGUCGGAUCAGGCGGAAAGUGAUUUAUCUACGGCUCUACCGUCUUGUUCACGUUCGAACGUCACUCUCGACAAUGAUGUUCUUACGAUGAUUUUUGAAAAAGUGGCAUCUGUUGGAAAUAUUCAAGAAGUUAUGAAGUUGAGGUCCACUUCCCGCUGGGCAGCUUAUGGAAUUGAUCGGUCCUUGUCGAAGCAUUCCCACAUCCGUGUGGAUAUUCGAGCUCCUCGAGAAUAUAAAAUUAGCGGGCUGAAGAAGGAGAAACUCCCGAUUCCUGAGCCUGUUAUUUACAUUCAGGGAUCUCGAGUUACACCUAAGGCGGCAAUCACAUUAAUGGCUUUCCUCAUCAACAAAAUGCGAACAAUCACGGAAGUUUCCUUAAAUAUUGAGGAUGCUGACCUAACGAAUUUCAACGCAUUACUGGAUCAACUUAUAAAAGCCGAGAAUGUGAAACUCGAAGUGAUGCGACUGAAACGAUUAAAAGGAGGUCAAACGAUUCCAAAAAUUUCCGAAUUGAUUAUGGCAAACGUUAAAACUCUUCGAGUGGUUGGCCGUGUAGGACUCUCGGAAAUGGUUGCAUUAAAAUCACCGAUUCAUUUGGAACGCUUGUCACUGAUGACGUUCGACCUUGGAUUUGAGGCAUCACAGUCGACAAUUUGCGAUUGUAUGCUUGACAUUGCAAAAAGUGGAUCGACCUUUAGACAUCUCUCCUAUACGAGCUUCAUUGGUUUCGAUCCUACUGAUGAUGUCGUUCAGACGUUCCUUGAUCGAUGUGAAGUGAGAAGUCUUCGUCUGACAAUGAUGCGAGGUCCGUACAUACCACCUCAGCCGGAUUACAUGGUCGGAAAGGUUCGACAAGUUGAUCAUGUGGAAUUGGGUGAAGUUGUCGAGAAGCCGAACAUAUUCAACUCGUUGGUCACCUACGAAAAUAUCUUCAAGAAAGUUUUCCCGAAUGUACAGGACAUUCAUUACUUCCAACAUUGGUAG